AGAGGAGGAGGAUAUGAACAACUUACCCUGCUGAGCUUUCUUUGGGAAUACGUGCAUCAAGAUUUAGAUCUGCAUGUAAAAUCUAUACAAAGUAUCUGCCACUACAGGUCUGACUCUCCUCCCCACCCCCCCCCCCUCCCCCCUCUCCCCCUCCUUCUUUUUUUGGUUUUUUGUUUUUUUUUCCUUUCCGUUUUCUCUGCUGUGUCAGAAAGACCGACACAGAACUAUCUCUGUUUCUGGCUCCACUGCCAGUGGAGUUUUCAUUCAGACUUUCCGAAGAGAGGUGGAGAAACCUAAAGACUCAGGAGAAGAAGAGGUCUUUUGAGCCAAAUGGGGCAUUAGUUCUUCUGCUUUUCUCAGCAUGGAUAAACCUUUUCCUCAAGGAUUUUCUGAUGUGCCCUAACGUCCAUGUAACAACAAGGGCUCUUUAUCACCACAAGUGCCACCCUGACCCAAAACCACUCAGAACUCAAGAAUCAAGGCAAAAUGGAUGCUGCAGUGACAGAUGAUUUCCAACAAAUUCUUCCUAUUGAACAGCUGCGCUCUACUCAUGCUAGCAAUGAUUAUGUGGAACGGCCUCCAGUCCCCUGUAAACAGGCCCUCUCCAGCCCUUCCCUUAUAGUGCAAACCCACAAAUCUGAUUGGUCCCUGGCUACCAUGCCUACUGCUCUUCCCCGCAGUCUCAGCCAGUGCCAUCAAUUGCAGCCCUUGCCUCAGCAUCUGAGCCAAUCUAGCAUUGCCAGCUCAAUGUCCCAUAGCACCACUGCCUCUGAUCAAAGGCUCUUGGCCAGCAUUACCCCCUCACCUUCAGGCCAGUCCAUCAUCCGAACCCAGCCUGGAGCAGGGGUCCACCCAAAGGUUGAUGGUGCUCUGAAGGGAGAAGCUGAGCCAUCUGCAGUGCACCCCAGUGAGCACCUCUUCAUCUGCGAGGAGUGUGGGCGCUGCAAAUGUGUCCUUUGCACGGCAGCUCGUCCUCUCCCCUCCUGCUGGCUGUGCAACCAGCGUUGCCUUUGCUCUGCUGAGAGCCUCCUCGAUUAUGGCACUUGUCUCUGCUGUGUUAAGGGCCUCUUCUACCACUGCUCCACUGAUGAUGAAGACAACUGCGCUGAUGAGCCCUGCUCCUGUGGGCCGAGCUCUUGCUUUGUCCGCUGGGCAGCCAUGAGCCUCAUCUCCCUCUUCCUACCUUGCCUGUGCUGCUACCUGCCUACCCGUGGAUGCCUCCAUCUGUGCCAGCAGGGCUAUGAUAGCCUCAGGCGACCAGGCUGCCGCUGUAAGAGGCACACCAACACUGUGUGCAGAAAAAUCUCUUCUGGUAGUGCACCAUUCCCCAAGGCCCAGGAAAAGUCUGUAUGACCUUCCCACAAAAUGGAUCCAGAGCUUUCUCUUUCUUAGCCCCCAUCAGUAAAGUGCAGGCCUCAUCUUUGAAGAGGGGGAGGAGGAGUAAAGUAGCCAAAGUUAGGGCCUCACCAGUUUUGCUCCUGCAGUGUCAGGGGAAUGGCCAAGUACAUCCUGGUGCAGGAUGCCUUGUUCUUGCUCACAGUAUCUAUCCCACUCCUCUUCAACCUUUUUACACCUUGCCGUUUUAGCCCUGUGGCUGUCAUGGCAAAUUCAGGUGAUAUAUAGGCAUGACAUUUGGACACCGAGGGCUGACAGAGCCCGCAACGUGGAGGUUUAGGGGCUCCCCAAUAUAGUGCCUCUCGAUGCAGGCUCUGAGCGUCACUCUACUUUCCACAGUGCCUUUGGAAACUUUCUUCUAAGAUGGUUUUCACAGGUCCAUGUGGAACAGCAUUCGAUAUUCCAGGGCAUCUGAUCCCUUCUCCCUUGUUUACUGCCCUUCUCUUCUUUAGUCCCUUUUUCUCCCUGUCUCCUCUUGUUCUGUGCUCCUUCCCCCUUCGUUCCCAGUCUCUCUCCUUCUACUUUUCCUCUCUUUUCUUUCUGUCUCCCUUCCUUCUACUCCUUUGCUCCCUCUCUUUCAGACUAAUCCAUUCUCUACCUGUAUUUCUAUCUUGUUUGAUCUAUCUUUGUCUCUCUCUACCUGACUUUUCUUUCUCUACUAUGUCCGAAAGUGCUGUUUUUCCAUAGGUGUUUCCUUUGACGCCAAACUUUGCUAUGCUAUACUAUUUACUAAAUUUUAUUAAGGGAAAUGGAUUACUGUAAUGAACUGAUCACUAGCAAUAGUCUAUAUCCUGACACGUGUGUGUGUGCCCAUAACCACACUCACCUGUUUGUGAGCAUAUGAGGCAAAAUUAUCUUACAUUUCCAGGUUUAACUAGUUGGAGUUUUACUCCCUUUCCCAAUAAUCAACUUAUAGUACUGACAGAUUCCACUAGCAUGCGGAGUAGGAUAGUAAAUCAGGAUGCUCAUAACUUUGUAUGUCUGACCCAAGUGCCAAAGGCAGACGUGCUUUAUAGCUAAAUGAACAAAGCAAAGGAUAUUACAGAGGUCUGUUCUCUCUUAGAAGCUAACUGCCCUGAGACUGCAUGGCUCAGGCCUUAAUUAUGGACAUAAAAAGUCAUAAAACUUUAGAGCUGGAAGGAAUCUUAACUGUUAAUCUAGUUCAAUGCCCUUAUUUUACAGAUGGGAAAACUGAGGCCUGGGGAUAGGAAGGGAUUUUCCCAAGGCCACACACUGAGUUCAUAGCAGAGUUGGGGACUGGAAUACAGGCCUUCUGACUCCUAGUUAAAUAUUCUCUACCCUACACCACAUUGAGUCCUGGGACUUUUCUCAUGGGACUCUAUUAACAGUAACAGAAGGCCAUUGCCAUUCAAUUUUCUGGAACCAUGCCAACUUAGUGUACUGGUCUUUAUGCAGUGCGUGGUGGGUAGCUAAUUAACUAUCAGGUAUUGAGGCUGCCCCCAGUGGACAUCAUCUUUGGCUCUGUCACCUGUAGAAGCUCAAGUGUGGAAAAAACAAACAAAGAAUCCCUAACCAAGCUGUACCUUCGCCUACUCUUUGCUGCACACAUUGUGCUCACUCCUGGCUUUGUCUGCAAUGGCAAUUGCCUGAAAACCUAAAUUUCAGCAACAGUGGAGAACUGAGAUGAAAGACAUAUAAUGCAGAGAACUGACUUCUCUUUUAAAAAAUACCAAGAGCCUGUGUUGUGAAUCCACUUCAAUGGGAAAAGGCUGCAGUGGGGAUGGCAGGCUCCUAAAGACAGCUGUUGUUAAAGACACAAGAAUUAGAUCCAGUUUCCCUCUGUAAGUGAAUCCAAAAUUCACUAAGGAAUUCAGAGAUUGAGGGCACUUGCUUGAAAUCAAGGUGCUCCAACUUAGUUUAAGACUUCCAGACUCUGACUUUAUAUAUCAUCUCUUUUAAAGUGUGCAUGGAUGUGUAUUGCAGAGUGGAGAGGUGGAGAGAAAUGUAUAGUCAUACACAGGGGGAAGA
This is a messenger RNA of Herpailurus yagouaroundi (jaguarundi), 3384 nucleotides long. It is a transcript of the gene SPRY3, whose product is annotated as sprouty RTK signaling antagonist 3. The transcript has 2 exons. Lineage: Eukaryota; Metazoa; Chordata; Mammalia; Carnivora; Felidae. Bases 487 to 1353 code for a protein of 288 amino acids. The record is from RefSeq and is a predicted model, not a curated record. Gene Ontology annotation, cellular component: cytosol; membrane. Gene Ontology annotation, biological process: negative regulation of MAP kinase activity; negative regulation of Ras protein signal transduction; multicellular organism development.